CAUGCGUUACUCCCACUGGAAUCCGAAGUUUAUUCGCGGAAAUAAACAUUUGCUCAAGUUUUCGUCAAUAUCGAAUGCUGAAAGUAAACCAUUUCAAUUUGAAACUCAUUUGACUGUGCGCAGCGAGAAAACAUACAAUAAAACGGAUUUACCUAUCGAAUUCAAAGUCUCGCCGGAAAGUUUAUUACACUUAGCCGCCAGAGUUGUAGAUGCCUUGCCAUUACCAGACGUCUAUCGAUGGACUAAUGGGGACGUUUGUAAUUGGUUAAAGUGCCUUGGUUAUCCACAUUACGAGCACACUUUUCGUACUAACUUAAUCACAGGACGGAAGCUUCUGCUAAUCGAUGCCAAUGCAUUAUGUGCAAUGAACAUAAAAAAUUUCAGCGAUAUCAAACGAUUAGCAAAGGGCAUACGUCAACUAUUCUAUUUCGAAAUGAUUAAAUUUAUGCGUCGUAUAUCAUUGCCGCCACAACAGCAUUACGAGCUCUACAAACUCUUUCAGACGAGGAGUGGUUAUGCGCAUUUAAAACGCUCCGAUCUCUGGUGCCAAUUGAAAUUGUUGCGAGAAAAAUCAAAAUAUCCGUGCCACUGGGAUAUAAUCGAACACUGGCUGUUACGGGAGACGAGAGAUAGAGAAUUGUUUGGUGCCCUGAAUUGAUUUAAUUUAAGUAAAAGUGAAAUGGAUAU
Bactrocera tryoni is the source of this 687-nucleotide messenger RNA. RefSeq lists its product as uncharacterized. The transcript has 2 exons. The record is from RefSeq and is a predicted model, not a curated record. Gene Ontology annotation, molecular function: protein binding. The coding region runs from base 2 to 658 and encodes 218 amino acids. Lineage: Eukaryota; Metazoa; Arthropoda; Insecta; Diptera; Tephritidae.